AUGCCAGUGGGUUUUCUUUCCUUGCAAUGUCCUUGUGUUUUGAUAUCCCUCCUCCUCGCGCUUUGUCUCCCUCCCGCACAUUCAUUCUUGAACACACCUCUUAAGCUUGCCAGAGCCACUUCAAGUCUAUCGACCUGCCGCCCUCACUCAUCGGCUCGUUCCCAUCGCAUGUCGCUCUCUCCUCCUUCAUCAAAAAGCUGGCAAGAGCCUUUUCCAGACGGGAAGUAUGACCCAAACAAGGCUGCCUCGUACUUUCAAAUGAGGUUUCCUUUGGCCGUCAAGAGGCUGAUCGAGAUCAUCUCUGUCUCGGCGGGGUUCUUGUUUCGACUCUACCUGGACGAGAGGCUCGGCCGAGCAGAGGAGGAGGAGAGAGCAAGAUCCAAGGAGCUGGUGGCGCUGGUAGCACGGCUGGGGCCGACCUUCAUCAAGAUAGGACAGUCGUUGUCGGUGCGGAGCGAUAUCCUCCCGCCAUGCUACGUGCAGGAGCUUCAGAGCCUUCAAGACCGCGUCCCUCCAUUCCCUUCCUCACGCGCGAUCGAUCUCCUCGAGGAGGCGUGGGGAGAUAGCGGCGGAGUGAAAGGAGUACUGAGCUACAUCUCGCCGGAGCCCGUGGCUGCGGCCUCCCUCGGCCAGGUGUACAAGGGGAGGCUCAAGGACGGGAGGGAGGUGGCGAUCAAGAUCCAACGACCCAACUCGCUAGAGCAGAUCGCAUGCGACUUGUACCUGCUGCGGCUGGCCUCCCCGCUGAUCGCCAAGUUCGAGCUGUUCUCGGGGGUGAGCAGCGUGGAAGACAUCAUCGACGAGUGGGGGUUGGGGUUUGUGAACGAGCUGGACUACCAGCUGGAGGCUGAAAGCUCCAAGAGGUUCAUCCAGUCCAUGAGGGACUGCGGUCUGACCAAUGUCAUGGCGCCGGAGGUGGUGGAGGAGCUCUCGACCAGGAACAUACUGAUCACUGAGUGGGUCAAUGGCCAACGGCUGGACAGGGCGCAGGGAGGAGACAUCGGAAAGCUCUGUGCCCUUGCCCUCAACGCCUACCUGACCAUGAUGCUGGACACGGGGCUCCUGCAUUGCGACCCUCACCCCGGGAACCUCCUGAGGACCGACGGGGGCAAGCUCUGCAUCCUCGACUGGGGGCUGGUGACAGUGGUAGAGGAGGACUUGCAGUACUCCCUCGUGGACUACAUCGCACACCUGACGACGGGGGACACAGCUGCGAUCCCCAGAGACCUCGAGGCCCUUGGGUUCGUCCAGAGGGGGAGGGAAGCGGACGUGCGGGAGGCAGGCAUCGUGGAGCUGCUCACAGGGGUCCAAGAGGAGCUCGCAGACGGCAACGCGCUGAAGAAGAUCGACGUGCCGAGGGUGAUCGAGAAGCUCGUGGCGAUGACGAGGAAAUAUGGGAACCUCUUUCAGAUCCCUCCAUACUUCGCGUACAUCAUUCGAGCUUUCACUGUGCUUGAGGGCAUCGGCAUGAUCGCCGACGACAACUAUUCCAUCCUCCAGGAGUGCUACCCCUACCUCGCUCGCCGCCUCGUCACCGACUCUUCCCCAAGGACCAGGGUCGCCCUCAAGGAGAUGCUCUACGGCUCUGCCUCUGCCUCCUCCCUCAACGUGUCGAGGCUCGUCAACCUGGCCGGCGGCAUGCAGAAGUUUGCUUCCUCCACCCGAGAGGACGGAUCCGCAGCUGUUGACGAGGCCCUCGCCAUCCUGCUCUCCAAGGAGGGCAACUACCUGCAAGAGCUUCUCCUAGAGGAGCUGGCGAGGCUGCUGGAGGCCCUCGGACGUCAGACGGUCUCCCAGAUAUUUCGAACUCCUGCUGGAAGACUCGCCACGUCCACCCUCAAGCGGCAGCAGAGCAUCGCUGAGCGGAUCGGCCCUGCUGCUGUCUUCCUCCCCUUCGCCCUUCCUGCCCGCCUCUUCUCCACUGUCGAGCCCUACCUGGAGGUGAAGGAGGAGGACGUUGAAGCGCUCAAGACCGCACGGGACUUCCUCGUCGUCGCCCGCCCCUUCCUCUCCAGCUUCCUCCGCGACGCUCUUAACAGCAACCAACGGCUCGACUCUCGGAGCCUGCGCGCACUGGCGCAGGAAGUGUUGCCAAGGAUGCAGGAGAUGGGGCCGGGAGCAAGCGCCCUCCUCGCAAGGUUGGCGGAGACGCUGCGGGAACGGGCGAAGAAGCGACUUGUGCGAGACGGCAAGGCAGUCCCGACCAGACUCGCCAGGCCCCUAGGGAGCGGGUGA
Guillardia theta CCMP2712 is the source of this 2235-nucleotide messenger RNA. RefSeq lists its product as hypothetical. Gene Ontology annotation, molecular function: protein kinase activity; ATP binding. Bases 1 to 2235 code for a protein of 744 amino acids. The record is from RefSeq and is a predicted model, not a curated record. NCBI's taxonomy places the organism in Eukaryota, Cryptophyceae, Pyrenomonadales, Geminigeraceae. Gene Ontology annotation, biological process: protein phosphorylation. The transcript is spliced from 3 exons.